This is a messenger RNA of Plasmodium fragile, 1713 nucleotides long. RefSeq lists its product as uncharacterized. Gene Ontology annotation, biological process: regulation of transcription by RNA polymerase II. The record is from RefSeq and is a predicted model, not a curated record. The coding region runs from base 1 to 1713 and encodes 570 amino acids. NCBI's taxonomy places the organism in Eukaryota, Apicomplexa, Aconoidasida, Haemosporida, Plasmodiidae. Gene Ontology annotation, cellular component: SWI/SNF complex; NuA4 histone acetyltransferase complex. The transcript has a single exon. Gene Ontology annotation, molecular function: chromatin binding.
AUGGAUUCCUACAACGACAUCCUGAGCAUCGUAGUGGACUUGGGUUUUGAGAAUACAAAAAUAGGCUACGCAGGGGAUGACAACCCAACGAAUAUAUUUAGCUCAAAUGUGGGGGUUCCACUUGAUCUGGAAGAUAAAAUAAAAAAUGAAAUUUAUAAAAAAUGCCUUUGCACCAAGGGAGAGUUUUACCAAUUCAACCUUAUUUACCCCCUGUGCUAUUUGGAGGCUCUGGAAGAUGCCAAGGUGAAGCCCUGUCUCUACCUGGACAAUAAGAACCACUUUGACAUGAACGAAGAUGUGUUCGAAAAAAUUCUCUUUAUGAAUGUGAACGGGGGUCGGUGUGUGAACCAGCUGUUGCAGAAGAGGAUUAAGAUGUUCAUAGGAAACAAGCUGCACAAGCAGAGCGAUAUGGCCAGCGAGUUCGUCGACCAGGGUGAUGUAGUAGUAGGAGACGCUGUGGAUGCUGCGGGGGCCCCGCACAGUGUUGACGAACACGAAUUAGGCUCCGACUCGGGGGGGUGGCUCCCGAACGAGCAAGGGGGUGCGGAAUGUACCGAUGUGACCUCCGAAAACGACUCCACAUCGACGGAGCUAAAAACACUGAAAGAGUGGGCGGAGGAAAACAACUACUUUGAUAUUAACCUAAUUGAAAACAAGCUCAUAGAUGUAAAUGGCAUAAGGAGCAUGCUACACAAUCACAACCAUCUCUCUUGUGGGCUCAAUGAGGAGAUGGAAAAAUUCCCCUACCUCUUUUCCCUCCCCAACAAAAGAAACCAAAAGAUAAAGGCAAAAAUAUCGGAGCUGUUAUUCGAAAAGUACAAAGUGCCCGCCUUGUACUUUAACUCCAAAUCUGUAUUAACCGGAUUUGCCUACAACAAAAAUAUUUGCUCUGUAAUAGACGUAGGGUCUUGCUACACGGACUUCUCCCUCUGUAAUGAAGGAAGUAUAGAAGAUAACAAUUAUAAAAUUUACAAUCUAGGGGGUUCUACGGUAGAUUACUUUUUGGAACAACUGCUAGAAAAACACAACAAAGAAUAUUGCAUCCCGUAUUAUGAAGUUUAUAAAAAAAAAAAUGGACACACUCCUAAUUAUAAUAAAGACAGGGUUCAUGAGGACUACUACAACAAAGCUAAGUAUAUUCCUCUGAAGGAUUUAAAAAGUUACUUAUGUGAAGUAGCUCAUAGCGAAAAUGAAAUUCAAGACGCCAAAAAUAUGAAUUUCAAGGAUGAUGUUGAUGCAGCAUACAUUUUGCCUGAUGGGCAAAAUAUUAACAUUACCAAAUUUAAUAACAUUGCUUGUGAAAUAUUUUUUACUCCCUCUUUAUUAAGUAAUACAAAGUUGAAUCAUCAUUUGAACAAUUUAUUUUUCAGCGAUGAACAAUUUGAAGGAGUCGCCACCACACUCUUUAAUAUGCUUAAUGGGAACAACGUGAAGCAGAAGGAAGAGUUGCUACGAAACGUCAUUUUAACUGGCUCCUCAACCUUGUUUGAUAAUUUUAAUCUAAGGUUUAUUAAAGAGUUCAACCAACUGGACUUGCUCAACAACUCCAAUUUACAAAACUUCCAGGUGCUCAGCCACGGCAAGUACGACAAGCAGUAUUCUUCUUGGAAGGGUGGCAGCAUCCUGUCUUCCUUCAAAAACUUCAACUCCUUUUUUGUUACGCGCCGGGAGUAUGAGGAGUUCGGCAUGGACAUCGUCCACCGAAAGUGCUAG